Molecule: messenger RNA, 955 nt
Organism: Balearica regulorum gibbericeps (East African grey crowned-crane)
Lineage: Eukaryota; Metazoa; Chordata; Aves; Gruiformes; Gruidae
Source: RefSeq, a predicted model, not a curated record
AUGGUCUUCGGUGGAGGAGUUAGAGCCCCAGCAAGAGUGCUGGGAUAUUUCACUUGCGGGCACUUCCCGCAUUGGCGGAAGUGGGAACCCAGAGACACAAACACAAGGUUGAGCGAGGGACUGAACUUGCAGCACGUCUUCAAUAAAUAUCCAUCUGUGUAUUCUUACCUCCCAUUAAUUGCAAGUUACUUCAAUGAGAAUCAAUAUCCAGACGAGGCAAAGAGAGAAGAAAUUGCAAACGCCUGUAAUGCAGUUAUACAAAAGCCAGGAAAAAAGUUAUCGGAUUUGGAGCGAGUUACCUCCCUUAAAGUGUACAAUUGGUUUGCCAACAGAAGAAAGGAAAUCAAGAGAAGAGCCAAUAUCGAAGCAGCAAUCCUGGAGAGCCAUGGAAUAGAUGUACAGAGUCCGGGAGGUCAUUCCAACAGUGACGACGUUGAUGGCAAUGACUACUCAGAGCAGGACACUUGGCAAGUACGCAAUGGGGAGGAGGAGGGAAGAUGUUCAGAGGGAGGCAGAGAAGCAGAGAAGGUAGAAGAAGACAGGAGGAUCUGCUCCAAACAAGAUGACAGCACUAGCCAUAGUGACCAUCAAGACCCCAUUUCAUUAGCCGUGGAAAUGGCAGCGGUAAACCACACCAUCUUGGCAUUGGCCCGGCAAGGAGCCAACGAGAUCAAGACAGAGGCUCUAGACGACGACUGAUACAAAGAAAGGGGAGGGUCAAAGCAAGAAGUAACUUAGUUUUAGACGUAGCACCUUAGCAGACUUUCCUCGGUCCUUAAUAUGUGUUCUUACAGUAUAACUUUGCAGUUUCUUGUACGUCAGUUAGCUGUUAGGGUCUUGUUCUGUGAAGAUGGCAUGGUGCCCUCAGCCUUUGCAUAUACUCUCUCAGUAUUAAUUCCCAAUAAAUAAUCAAUCAACCAACCAACCUCCCUCUCCCAGCCCCAGUGGCUAGAAA